This is a messenger RNA of Parasteatoda tepidariorum (common house spider), 1960 nucleotides long. It is a transcript of the gene UQCR-C2, whose product is annotated as Ubiquinol-cytochrome c reductase core protein 2. The record is from RefSeq and is a predicted model, not a curated record. Gene Ontology annotation, cellular component: mitochondrion. Gene Ontology annotation, molecular function: metal ion binding. NCBI's taxonomy places the organism in Eukaryota, Metazoa, Arthropoda, Arachnida, Araneae, Theridiidae.
AAAACAUACAGGAUGUGGAAAAAUCAUUUUGACAGAAAGUUAGGUUAAAGCGUAUAUAGGUUGUAUUUGCUAGAAUUGUGAAGAAAAAUUUAACAAUCUUUUUUGUGGACUCGUUGCACUCUGCAUAUCCACACUUCUCGUCCAGAAAAAUAAGUGUUUUCAAUAUUUGAGAUUUUACUACUUUAUCCGUUGAUCAUUUAAGAUAACUAUGAACAGUCAGAUGUUACAAAGACUUCGUUCUUGCAAAAAAUUAUACCAAUGCUCAAAAUUUAGAUCUGCCCAUCAAUUAAAAAGUGAUGUAGAAGUGGAUAUCUUGCCUAAACAAGAGGCAAAGGUUUCUCAAAUUGGUAAUGGCAUUAAAGUUGCAUCGAUUGAAGACAAUAGUCCUAUUUCACAAAUAACUGUCGUUAUCAAGGCCGGAUCAAGAUACGAGACUUCCAGUAAUCAAGGAGUUACCCAUGUUCUAAGGAAUGCUGCUGUUUUUUCCACAAGGAAUCAUACUGCCUUUUCUCUUGUUCGUAACUUAGAAGCUCGUGGGGCAAAAUUAAGCGUUGUUGGGACUCGAGAUCAUUUGUUCUAUACUCUAAAGUGUCCAAGAGAUGAAGUGGAUGCUGGUCUUGGAGUUUUAUCUGAAGUGACUAACCAACAAGUGUUUAAACCUUGGGAAGUUGAUGAUAAUUCCUCUAAGUUAGAAGUUGAUUUAGCUAUGUUGAACAACAACCCCUCCGCUGUUCUGAAUGAAAUGCUUCACAGGGCUGCUUUCCGUGGUGGAUUGAGCAAUGGUAUUUACUCCCCCUCUUGGAUGAUUGGAAAACACAACAGUGAAAUGCUGCAUAAUUAUGUCCGUGACAACUUUACAACGUCAAGAACUUCUGUAGUUGCACUUGGUCUGCCCCAUGAUUAUUUGCAAGACUGUGUCAAUGAAUUAUUUACUAUGAGUGAUAGGUCUGCCAGCAAUUCAGGAACUUCAAAGUUUGCUCCAGGAGAAAAAAGGCAAGAAGCUGAUUUGCCACAAACUCAUGUUGCAAUAGCUGCUGAAGGAUCUGGCUUAAGUAAUUAUAAAGAUGUGCUAAGUUUGGAAAUACUUUCAUUGAUUUUAGGUUUCCAUUCAGAUAUUCCAAAAUUUACGAAGCUUGGUCUUGUAGCAGCAAAAAAUACUAAUAAUCCUGUUCAUGUUAGCAGUUUGAACAUAAAUUAUGCUGAUACUGGUCUUUUUGGAGUCCAUAUUGUGGGAGCACCAAGUGAUAUGAAUGUUGUUGUAAAGGCUGUUGUGUCUGAAAUGAAACAAGUUGCAAAAGCCAUUUCACCCGAAGCUCUUGAAAUUGCUAAGCAUAAAUUAAAAGCAAAACUGCUGAUUGACAGAGAAGUAUCGAGUAAUGCUCUCACCUGCAUGGCUAUUGAGACAUCUGAAUACGGUCAAAUAAAGAAUGUGGAUGAAAUUCUGAAAUCAAUAGAUGCCCUUAAAGUUUCUGAUGUACAAGCAAUUUCAGGACGAGUGAUGAAAGCUAAGCCAGCCAUGGCUGCAUUAGGACGUUUACAUGCUACUCCUCAUGUUGAUGAAUUGAUGUAGUUGUUACAAAAACAUUUAUUUAGUCCAAUCAACAUCUUUAUUUAUUAAUUUUUUUGUUUUUCAGAACUCAGCAAAAAGUUUAAAUAAAUAAUUUAACAAUCUAUACAGUUUAUUUUAUAAUCAAACCUCUGGUCAUAAUCAAUGUAGAACAAAUGAAAAUAAACAUCUUUUUUUGUUUGAUUCCAUAUUUUAAAGUAUGUGCAAACUAUGAUAUACACCAGUAAUUCUUAAUCUUUUUUUUUUGUUGAGGCACAUAAAGAGAAAAAUAAGUUUAAAAGUUGUUUACUUACCUAUGCACUAUCUAAAUCAGUUUAUGAUAAUAAUUUUGAAUGUGAAAUAAAAUAUGUACUACAAAAGCAUGUUUAUUAAAGGAUUAAUUAGCUCUUUCAA